This is a messenger RNA of Penicillium lagena, 909 nucleotides long. RefSeq names its product NmrA/HSCARG family protein. Lineage: Eukaryota; Fungi; Ascomycota; Eurotiomycetes; Eurotiales; Aspergillaceae. Bases 1 to 909 code for a protein of 302 amino acids. The transcript has a single exon. The record is from RefSeq and is a predicted model, not a curated record.
AUGAAUUUUUCUACCAUUUUUGUCUUUGGGGCCACGGGCACUCAGGGUGGUGCGGUCACCAAACAUCUCCUCCAACAUGGUGCCAAAGUACGCACUAUUACCCGCAAACCGGAAUCUCCUGCGGCUCAAAAGCUUCAGUCGCUCGGGGUUUCUGUCGAAAAAGGCGAUUUGGAGAACGAAAAAUCUCUGUAUGACAAUAUCGCCAAUUGCACCAGUCUGUUUCUCGUCCUCACAGCUGGCGAGGAGGAAAUCAAUCAAGCUCGAAGAGUCAUGGCUGUCGCGAAGAAGGCAGGCGUACAGCAAAUUGUCUAUUCCAGUGGGGCUGGAAUAAAUCGGCUCGAAGAAUUUUCCCAUUGGAAUCCCAAUGCCUUCUUUGGCAAAAUGCUUUUGAGCAAGAAAACCAUUGAAGAGGAGGUUCGCAACGCUGGGUUCAAAUAUUGGACGAUCUUACGCCCCGGAAACUUCAUGUCAAACUUUCUUCCACCUCACGUUCACAUGUAUAAAGGCUUCCUCGAAACUGGUCAAUUCACAACUGCUUGGACACCAGAGACGCUUUUAGCCAUGGUUGAUCCAAAUGACAUCGGCAAGUUUGGUGCCGCGGCUCUUCUUUAUCCUGCCAAAUUCCAAAAGAAGGAUAUCGAUCUUGCGUCAGAACUCUUGGGCAUAGAGUGUACAAUUCAGAAAUUAUCUAAAACCACUGGAAGAGACUUAAAGGUUGUUUUCCUGUCUCAAGAGGAGGUUGAAGCCCAGUCUCAAGCCGACCCCUUUAUUAAGGCUCAACUGGUGAUGGGUGAACAAGCAAAUUUCGUUGACAUGAACAAAGUCAAGUCAUGGAAUAUCGAUCUGGGAAAUUUCGAACAAUUUUUGGAGAGAGAGAAGGAUGAUAUUGUCAAGACAUUUGCUCAGUGA